GCAGUAGCAUUACCUCAGAUUCCAUCAUUCCGUAUACUUAAUCUACCUGUUCUGCACUGUGUGUUUCAGUACAUAUAUGUGCAUGCAAUUCAUAGUUGUAGAGAGAGAGAAAGAGAGAGAGAGAGAGAUGGGGAAGAAAUUAGCUGAGAAUGGAGAAGCGGAGAGGGAAGGGGGAGGGGCGGCGGUGGUGGCGGUGAAUCCAAAGCCGAGGAAUGGCAUUGCUGCGAAGGGCAUAGAGUGGUUGGAGUGGGUGUUAGUGAAGCUAAUGCAUGAUUCUUCAUCUUCAUCGGCGCUCCAUUAUCUUUCUGGUAAUUUUGGUCCCACUCAAGAGACUCCUCCGUCUAAGGACCUUCCUGUUAUUGGUCAUCUCCCUGAAUGCCUGAAUGGUGAGUUUGUGAGGGUUGGUCCCAACCCAAAAUUUGCUCCUGUGGCUGGAUAUCAUUGGUUUGAUGGAGAUGGAAUGAUCCAUGGCUUGCGCAUUAAAGAUGGAAAAGCAACGUAUGUGUCACGAUUUGUGAAGACAUCACGUCUUAAACAAGAAGAGUUUUUUGGAAGAGCAAAGUUUAUGAAGAUUGGGGAUCUAAAAGGGAUGUUUGGACUACUCACAGUCUACCUGCAAAUGCUGAGAAUCAAGCUAAAAGUACUCGAUAAUUCUUAUGGGAAUGGAACAGCCAAUACAGCUCUAAUAUAUCAUGAUGGGAAGCUUUUGGCACUUCACGAGGGAGAUAAACCAUAUGCAAUUAAGGUUUUGGAGGAUGGUGAUCUACAAACACUUGGCAUGUUGGAUUAUGACAAAAGAUUGGGACAUGCAUUCACUGCUCAUCCAAAGGUUGACCCAGUAACUGGAGAGAUGUUUACCUUCGGUUAUGCGCAAAAAGCCCCGUUUGUGACAUACAGAGUUAUAUCAAAGGACGGGUUAAUGCAUGAUCCAGUUCCAAUAACAAUACCAGCAUCUGUAAUGAUGCAUGAUUUUGCUAUUACUGAAAACUAUGCAAUUUUCAUGGAUCUGCCUCUUUACUUCCAGCCAAAGGAGAUGGUGACAAAAAAGCAACUUGCGUACAAAUUUGAUGCUACCAAAAAGGCACGUUUUGGAGUCCUCCCACGCUAUGCGAAGAAUGAACUCCUCAUCAAAUGGUUUGAGCUUCCCAACUGCUUCAUAUUUCACACUGCCAAUGCAUGGGAGGAGGGAGAUGAAGUUGUUAUGAUUAGCUGCCGCAUCCAAAACCCAGAUUUAGACAUGGCUAGUGGAACUCUCAAAGACUCCCUUGAUUUCGUAAACGAGCUGUACGAAAUGAGGUUUAACAUGAAAACAGGUCUUGCUUCCCAGAAAAAGUUAUCAGAAUCUGCAGUUGAUUUUCCACGAGUGAAUGAGAAUUACACUGGCAGGAAGCAACGAUACGUAUACGCAACCAUGUUGAGUGACCUUGCCAAGGUUAAAGGGAUAGUCAAAUUUGACUUGCAUGCUGAGCCAGAGACAGGGAAAACAAAGCUUGAAGUUGGAGGGAAUGUUGAAGGCAUCUUCGACUUAGGCCCGGGGCGAUUUGGUUCAGAGGCUAUCUUUGUGCCCCGGGAGGCGAGUACCGGAUGUGAAGAAGAUGAUGGGUACUUGAUAUUGUUUGUGCACGAUGAGAACACCGGGAAAUCAGCAGUGAAUGUAAUUGAUGCAAAAACAAUGUCAGCUGAGCCAGUUGCAGUUGUUGAAUUACCCAACAGAGUUCCUUAUGGAUUCCAUGCCUUCUUUGUGAAUGAGGAACAACUUCAAAGACAAGCACAAACCUGAGACGAUCAUGUGAAUGCAGCAGAAACAUAGGCAAAUGCACAUUCUGCACUUCAUUUAUGUAUCCAAAGUGCCUGUUGUAAAAUGCAAAUGGCUACUGAUUAUUAAUAUGUAGAGAUAUCCCAACACUCCAGAUUUCAUUUUCAACUUUAUAAUAUCUUUACAGUCAGAGAAAUAUGGUCGCUAAUUAAAAUGAAAUGCUGAAAUAGUAUGUUUGAGAUCAG
Messenger RNA from Ipomoea nil (Japanese morning glory), 2001 nucleotides. RefSeq names its product carotenoid 9,10(9',10')-cleavage dioxygenase 1-like. The coding region runs from base 77 to 1780 and encodes 567 amino acids. NCBI's taxonomy places the organism in Eukaryota, Viridiplantae, Streptophyta, Magnoliopsida, Solanales, Convolvulaceae. Gene Ontology annotation, molecular function: carotenoid dioxygenase activity. Gene Ontology annotation, biological process: carotene catabolic process. Gene Ontology annotation, cellular component: chloroplast stroma. The transcript has 14 exons. The record is from RefSeq and is a predicted model, not a curated record.